Molecule: messenger RNA, 3324 nt
Organism: Clupea harengus (Atlantic herring)
Lineage: Eukaryota; Metazoa; Chordata; Actinopteri; Clupeiformes; Clupeidae
Product: NACHT, LRR and PYD domains-containing protein 1 homolog
Exons: 16
Coding region: 1-3324 (1107 amino acids)
Cellular component (GO): cytoplasm
Source: RefSeq, a predicted model, not a curated record
AUGUUCAAACUGCAAACCUGUUCAAAUCAACCCAUUGAGGAAGAACCCACUGUCGAGUUAACCGACUCAGAUGAUGGUGACGGAGAGGACCCAGAAGAGGCUGCAAGUGGCUUCUCUCCUGAAGCUCAGGAUGGGAAAAUUGUAGCUCAGGGUGGAAGCCAUGUCUCAGCUCCAACUGUGACACACAGUACUGUUCAGGGAAACAUCAGCAUCAACAAUCAUUAUCAUGACCAUAUCUCAAAAAUAAAUGAAUACAAGAUGUCCAUCUGCUCCACAUAUAAAAAAGUGAAGGAGUAUAACUCUGGACCUGGUGAGAAUGUGCUUCUGGCUGACCGCUACACUGAGCUGCUGAUCGUUGAGAGAAACAGAAAGCAGAGAGAAAGAGAGGAGGAGAUCCGUUGUAGAGGAGAACAUCACCAGCAGGUCUUAAAAACCAGGGCCAGUGAAGCGUACAGCAUAAUCACCAUUGACCAGUUGUUCAAACCCGAUGACGGUGGAGAUGUUCCUAAGGCAGUCAUUCUGCAGGGCCACUCUGGACAUGGCAAAUCCUUCACUGCUCAGAAGGUCAUGUACGACUGGGCCUCAGGAAAAGUAUUCAAAGACCUGUCCCACCUUGUUCUUCACCUUAAAUGCAAAGAGCUUAAUGAAAUAUCAGAGGCACACAGUCUGGUGGAUCUCCUGAGCUACUGUCCAAGCUUCACCAGUGAGACAGCAGAGGUGCUGAAGGACUCAAAAAUGAAAGUGCUCUUCCUCAUUGAUGGCUUUGAUGAGCUCAAGUUCUCAUUUGAGAAAACUAGCACGGUGCCAAUUAAAGACCCUCUCACAAAAGCUCCUGUUGAGGCCACUCUGGGUGCUCUGCUGAAGGGGACUCUCCUGCCUAAGUGCUUCUUACUGGUCACCACCAGGUCCACUGCUUCAGACAAACUGAGCAAGCUGCUCAGUGAUUCUCAGCGUUUCACUGACAUCCUAGGCUUCACUAAGGAGGGGGUGCAGGAGUACUUCCAGAGGUUUUUCAAAGAAGAACUGCAAGCAAAGAAAGCAUUCGACUGUGUGAGGACCAACGAGACUUUGUACACUGCUUGCUUCAUCCCCGUCAUCUGCUGGAUCACCUGCACAGUUUUCAUGGAGCAACAAGAAGAAGGCAUGGACAUCACUAAGGAUCUAGAAACAACCACCUCUAUAUUUGUGCACUUUGUGUCCAUUCUGCUGAAGCAUCACUGCCAGGGUUUGAGUCAGCCUGAAACACUGCUGAGGAGCCUGGGCCAGCUGGCAGAGAGAGGGUUACAGGAACAUCAGGUUCUAUUUGAUGAGAAGAGUUUGUCUGAGGCUUUCCCUGAUCCAUCACAAGCAACCAAAUACAAUCCUUUCCUCUGCAAAUUCUUGCUAAGGAGAAAAGUCAAACAGGAAAGAAUGUACAGUUUCAUGCAUUUGAGCUUCCAGGAGUUCUUCGCUGCUUGCCAGUACCUGAUGUUGGAGAAUGAGGAAGAGGCACUUAACAAACUUCAGGAGAUGUUUAGAAACGUCGAACAUUUUAAAGCUGUUGUUCAAUUCCUUUUUGGGCUUUCAAACAGAGACAUUUACCCACACCUGAAAAAGCAGUCCUGGGCAUUCAUAAAAGCUUAUCUGCAGGAGUGGCUUCUGAGAGUUUUGGAAAAGCACAGAAUGAAUCAAGAAGAUAUGCUGCAUAUACUUCAUUGCCUCUAUGAGCUCCAUGAGGAGGAGUUUGUAAGGAGAGCCAUGGGAGUCUGGGGUGAGGUGAAGUUUGGCUACAAUCCCCUGACGAGGACAGACUGCUGGGUGCUGCUGUACUGCCUGCAGUGUUGCCUGACCAUCAGAAGCCUGAAGCUCCAUGAGGGCAACAACAUAACAGCAGAGAAGCUGAGGAUGCUGCAGCCUGCACUGAGCAGGUGUGAGGAGCUGGGGUUAACUGCGGAGAACCUGUCAGAUGUUGAUGUUGUUGACCUGAUCUCAGCUCUGGGGGAGGGGAAGAUCCUGACUGAACUGAGUGUGGUAUACAGCAGCCUCUCAUCUGAGAGUGUGGAGCAGGUCCUCAGUGCUCUCUCCAGGCAAAAGUCUGUGGGUGAAGUCCAUUUGUCUGGGACGACCAUCACUGUCACCACUGCAACCCUGUGCUUGGACUUCAUUCAGAACACAGAGACGUGCCGUCACCUGAAGUUACAUAUGGAGAGCCUGUCAGAUGCUGAUGUUGUUGACCUGAUCUCAGCUCUGGGAGAGGGAAGAAUCCUGACUGGACUGAGCAUGGAAGAGAGCAGCCUCUCACCUGAGAGUGUGGAGCAGGCCCUCAGUGCUCUCUCCAGGCAAAAGUCUGUGGAUAACGUCUAUCUGUCUGUGACAACCAUCACUGGCACCACUGCAGCCCUGUGUUUGGACUUCAUUCAAAAUAUAGAGACGUGCCGUCACCUGAGGCUUGAGGAUAAUUCAAGUCCACCAUCCUUUCUCUAUGUGAUAAAGGACUCCAGAGGCCUCAGAGUGGCAAAGAGCAGCCUUUCACCUGAGAGUGUGGAGCAGGUCCUCAGUGUUCUCUCCAGGCGAAAGUGUGUGGGUGAAGUCCAUCUGUCUGUAACAACCAUCACUGGCACCACCGCAGCCCUGUGCUUCGACUUUAUUCAGAACACAGAGACGUGCCGUCACCUGAGUUUAACUGUGGAGAACCUGUCAGAUGCUGAUGUUGUUGACCUGAUCUCAGCUCUGGGGGAGGGAAAGAUCCUGACUUAUCUGAGCAGCCUCUCACCUGAGAGUGUGGAGCAGGUCCUCAGCGCUAUCUCCAGGCAAAAGUCUGUGGAUAACGUCUAUCUGUCUGUGACGACCAUCACUGGAACCACCGCAGUCCUGUGCUUGGACUUCAUUCAGAACACAGAGACGUGCCGCCACCUGACGCUUGAGCUUAUUUCAUGGUCACCAUCCUUUCUCUCUGUGAAAAAAGACUCCAGUGGCCUCAGUUUAACUGUGGAGAACCUGUCAGAUGCUGAUGUUGUUGACCUGAUCUCAGCUCUGGGAGAGGGAAAGAUCCUGACUUAUCUGAGCGUGGAAAAGAGCCGCCUCUCACCUGAUAGUGUGGAGCAGUUCCUCAGUGCUUCCUCGGGACUAAUGUCUGUGGAUGACAUCUAUCUGUCUGUGACGACCAUCACUGGCACCACCGCAGCCCUGUGCUUGGACUUCAUUCAGAACACAGAGAAGUGCCAUCACCUGACGAUAACUGUGGAGAGGCUGUCAGAUGAUGAUGUUGUUGACCUGAUCUCAGGUCUGGGGGAGGGAGAGAUCCUGACUGAACCGAGGACUGAAUCCAGUUUCUACCAAGUUUAG